AUGCUGGAUCCCACAUUCCCUCUCGCGCCGAUAUCAAAUAUUGUGGCCUCGAUCCUCGUGCUGCUUACACUCGUGACGAGCAGCUAUCGAGGUCCUUAUGAUCGCGGCAUCGUCAUGCUGAAGGGAUGGGUCAUGAUUGGUCUCUUCAAGAUGUCUAUACAAACGAUCGUAUGGCGCAACUCAUACGAAAUCAUCCUACCGGUCUUUUGCGACAUCUCGUCUCAUCUUGAGAUCGGAUUAGCAGUGGGACUCCCUGCCUGCUCUUUGGUUAUGACACGGCGAUUGUGGAUCAUCUUGGAUGGUGAAGUCUCACCGCAUAAGUCCGUGCUUCAUGGAACGGCCUUUGUGGAUUACUUUCUUGGGUUUGGAGUGCCCAUCAUGCACAUGACUCUAUAUUAUGUCGUCCAGACUGGACGUUUUCAAGUUUUUGAGAGUUAUGGGUGCGGAGCAUGCCCAUAUAGAAGCGGAGUUACUAUCCUGCUCUUGACGAUCUGGCCGUUGAUCUUGCCAAUGGUUUCCAUUUCCCUCUACUGCUGGAGGAUUGCACUCUGUCUAUACCGGUAUUGGCACGUAAUCCAUCGCACAGAAAGUGGACGCCGGGACUGGGAUCGCGUACGCUACACGCGACUAUUGGCGAUUAGUCUCAUCGAUAUCUUCCUCUCUCUCCCUGUUGGAAUCAUCCUAUUCAUCUCUAAUAACUUUUUUGGUCCUCAUUAUCCGUUCUGGCCGGGUUGGGACGUCAUACACAACACCUGGGAGCCGGCCAGCACCCCCGCCUCCACCUGGCAAGGCCAAAUUACGGAUCGCUUUGUGCUUUACUGGAAUGAAUGGGUGUUGGUUGUGUAUGCAGUGGCCAUAUUUGCCCUGUUUGGUUUCGCUCCCGACGCAAUGAAUCGCUAUCGAGCUAUGUAUCACUCAGCAAGCUCGUGCCUGCGAGGACCGAGGCGGCGUGGAACAUCAUUGUCCAACACAAAGACAUCAACCUCAACCUCAGAUGCGGAGAUCGGGAGCAUAUGCCGACCUUUCCCGUCGGUGAAGGGACAUCAGAUGAGAGAGGAUUGUCUUACAUUGGACACCGUUGAUGGGCCGUGGGGCGGGUUGCUCUCGGUCAGUGUCGACAUCUUCGCAGGUCACAGUGCACCCGAGGGCGAAUUCACCGCGCAUAAGCCAAGGGCGUCGAAACACUGA
This is a messenger RNA of Peniophora sp. CBMAI 1063, 1188 nucleotides long. Lineage: Eukaryota; Fungi; Basidiomycota; Agaricomycetes; Russulales; Peniophoraceae. The record is from the annotation of a GenBank genome assembly.